AUGGGUUCGUGCGGGGUCUACUUGUCUCAACUGCGAGCGAUGCUCGUGAGAAAUCUGUUGCUGAAGAAACGAGAAAAACGAAAGACUACAUCGGAGAUCUUCCUACCCCUCUGCACUUUAGGCAUUCUGAUCGUGGUGAAAGUGUUGCUACCGAAUCCAAAUUAUCCGGCGAUGAUGUCACAGAGGCAGGAGGGCGGUAUAUUCAACACAUUCAACGGAUUGAAGAACAACACGAUUGCUGUUGUCCCGAACUCGACGGAAACUUUGAACUUCUUGAACUCGAUGAAUACCCUAUGGUUAUCGAUGUGGGAUUAUCCUGGCAAACUCCCCUUGAAUUUCAUGGUGUUCGACACGAAGGAUGACCUGCAGGCUGCGUACUGGAGGGACCCGUAUAGUGUACCACUAGCCGUAAUUUUCGAGAAUUCUCAGCCGAUAUCACAGCGUCUUCUGUACGAGAUACGAACUAAUCCGUCGUACACAAGUCCGCCAUCGCCGACCGAAUUGUAUUCCGCCCCAGUUACUUGUCGAAAGGACACCAGCCACUGGAUGGGUGGCGUAUUGUCGAUAGAGACCGGUGGAUCGUGCCCUGUGAACAAUUACCUGCAUUCUGGCUUCUUGGCGUUGCAGUUGAUAAUGGAUAUUACAAAGAUAAGGUUGGACACAGGGAACAGUGACGUAGCUCUGCCGGAUGUUAAGUUGGAAAUGUUCCCGAAGGAAGCCUUCACAGCGAACUGGAUGCUGGCCUUUAGAGUUGUUAUACCUCUAUUUAUGGUACUGGCUAUCUCGCAGUUCGUCACUUACCUUCUGAUCCUGAUAGUUGGUGAAAAGGAGAAAAAGAUCAAGGAAGGAAUGAAGAUGAUGGGCCUGAAAGAUUCGGUGUUUUGGUUGUCGUGGUUCAUUAUCUACAGUGUCUUCGUCUUGCUGCUCUCUGCGGUCGGAGUGAUACUACUUUUUACACUACAGAUGUUCCAGCACACACACUUCUUACCGAUAUUCCUUUUAGUAGUGCUCUACAGUUUCUCCAUAAUCAUGUUCGCUUUCAUGAUAACGCCAUUCUUUGACAAAUCACGGACCGCCGGUGUACUUGGCAAUUUCGCCGUGACGAUAUUGAGCUUGAUGUACUUCAUUCAAGUUUUCGUGAAGGACUCCAGCUCCAUUUACUUUUGGGUGGUGUCUCUUCUCAGCCCGACAGGCGUUGCUUUGGCGAUGGAUAAGGCACUUGUGCUGGAUCUACAAGGCGAAGGAGUCAAUUUCGGUAAUCUUUGGUCCAGUCCUGGUAUACCCUUCGGAGGAAGUCUGAUUAUGAUGACUCUGGACAUCUUUUUGUAUGCCUGCUUAGCCUAUUACUUCGACUCUGUCAUACCCAGCGAGUACGGAAUAAAACGAACACCGUGGUUCUGUUUGACACGGAGUUUUUGGUGCCAGAGGAAGGCUCCACGGGUUCCGUCGUCCAAUGGCGAGUCAAACUCCUUCAUACCGGGCGAGGAAACGAACCGCGACAUCGAGCCGAUGGUGAGGGAGAUGAAAGGUCGCGAGGCCAUUAGGAUAGUCGACCUUUACAAGUCCUACCAGAAGUGUCGCAAGCCAGAGAUCAAGGCUGUGAAUGGCAUCAACCUAACGAUCUACGAGGGACAAAUCACAGCGAUACUUGGCCACAACGGGGCCGGGAAGACAAGUCUGUUCAACAUACUCACCGGCUUGACCGCGCCAACCGCUGGCACCGCUUUGAUUUUCGGCUACGAUAUUCGCGAUUCCACUGAUAUGCAGGUGAUCCGUAGCAUGACAGGCGUUUGCCCGCAACACGAUAUUCUGUUCGAUCUUCUGACACCACGGGAACACCUUGAGUUCUUCGCGGCUGUACGGGGCAUUCCGAGGGCAACGAUAGAUCAUGAGGUGAAGAAAACAUUGAAGGAUAUCGAUUUGUCGGAGAAAGCGGACACUUUUGCGAAGUAUUUGAGCGGCGGUCAGAAGAGGAAGUUGUCCGUGGGUAUCGCCAUUAUUGGCGAUCCGAAAAUUAUCAUUCUCGACGAACCGACCGCUGGUGUAGAUCCUUACUCCAGAAGACAGAUGUGGUCCUUCUUGCAAUCCCGUCGUCACGGGAAGGUGAUAUUGUUAACCACGCAUUUCAUGGACGAGGCUGACAUAUUGGCGGACAGGAAGGCGGUGAUCAGCAAAGGGAAAUUACGGUGUUGCGGUAGUUCGUUGUUCUUGAAGAACAAAUUCGGUAUUGGAUAUCAUUUAACAUUGGUACUAGAAGGGAACGCGAGAGAGCACGCUAUUAACAGAUUGGUCACUUCACACGUGUCGAAGGCUGAGAAGGCGAGACGUCACGGCCGGGAACUGAGCUUCAUUCUGCCCCAUAAUUCCGUGGAGAAUUUCGCCCCGUUGUUCUCCGCCAUAGAACACGAGAUCAAAACCAGAUCGAGUAGAUUGGGGAUCAGUAGUUACGGGGUGUCGAUGACCACGCUAGAGGAGGUGUUCCUGCAUCUUGAGAAAGACGAGGGCACAGAAUGUACCAUGGACAAUUUAUCGAAGAAAAUGGUACGGAAUCGAGCGUUGAGCAGGUCGUUGUCGUUGCAGUCGAAGAGCACGUCUUACCAGAGCUUGCAGAACGAAGGCGUCACCGUCCAGAACGACGGUCAAGCGAAAGGCGCAGGCGAUCUGCCGGACGGCGUUCAUAAUGAUCGAAAUCCUCCUGUCCUCGGCCUCGGAUUAGACCCCAUAAAGAUCCGGCCUAACUUCAUACAGACCCUAUACGCUAUGCUUCGCCUAAGGAUACUCAGGCUCUUCAGGAACAUUCAGUUACUCUACUUCACCAUCGUUGCUCCACUUCUCCUGAUUGCUCUUAGCCUUCAUUUAAACAGAAUUCGGACUGUUGAGAUCAAGAUGCAGUCAUUAAAAUUGGACAAUGAUACCUACGGCGAGGAGACGAAACUUUUGUACACUAACCAUACCGAUCACGAUAUAAGCGACUUAAUCGAUGGAAUAGCUCAGGAUAUACGAUACAUUGAAGAAUACAAUGGAGAUUUCGCUAAUUUAUCGAAAGUCGCACCGCACAUGGCUGUUUUCAGUAUUAACAAAUACAGCGAAGGGAAAAUUGAUUUGACUGUCGCUUAUAACGACACUAUGCAACACUCCCUACCGAUUUUGAUAAAUUCGUUAUCCAACACGUAUUACAGGUUGCUCUCGGAUAAAGAAGAUUUGGAGCCAAUAGGGGUGAAAACUCAUCCUUUCCAACAGACUUCUCAACCGCAGGAAUUCAAUAUUGGCACAGCCAGCUCUGCUGGGCUUAUCGGAAUGAAUUUCGUUCUUUUGCCGAUAGUCUUAGUCGUGGACAUGGUCUACGAUCGAGAGAUAAAAGCGAAGAAUCAACUACGUGUGAAUGGUCUGACGUUUUCGAUGUACUUCCUGACCUACUUUAUCGUACUUGUCAGCCUGAUAACGUUCAUCUGUCUCUGUAUACUCGGCAUCAUAUUCCUCUUCGAUGUGCCUUCGCUUCAAGAGAUACCAGCGCUCAUCACCCUUGGCGGUCUUUUAAUGCUUUAUUGCCCGGCAUCCAUUCUGUUCUCCACGUGUCUGAGUUACAUGUUCGACAAGAUGGAUUCUGCACAGAGUAUUCUACCCAAUAUUGUUACCUUCUUCGGGCUCAUACCCUUUAUACUAGUUACGAGUCUCGAUAUGCUCGGUCUUAGUGGAACAGCUGCAUUCAUUCUGCACGUAAUCUUCUCUUUAUUAAACACAUUGUAUGUGCCGUAUGCUGCGGUGUAUUAUGUAGAACGAGUCCACCUAAUGUGCUCCAUCAACGCCGCUUGCCAUCAUCUAACUAUGUCCGAUUAUUUGACCACGGAAAUAAUUAUAAUGGCCUUUGGAGUGCUUCUGCACUUCCCGGUGUGGUUCUUUAUACUUUUGUUAUUGGAUAUCAAAAAGAGCGGUGGCAACGUCAGCGACAUAUUCAAGCAUUUUCUGCGUAACGGAGGCUCCAUAGGCGAGGAAAUAAUGGAGAACACUGAUAUUGGCGAACAUGAGGACUCGGAUGUUAAAGCCGAGAGGCAGAAAGUUUUUAAUCUCAUUACUUCAUCGUCCGUUCAGGAACCGCCUGUAGUUCUGGUACAGAAUUUGAGGAAGGAGUACCGACAUCGAGAGUCAGGCUCCUGUAGUUGUUGCUCUAAACAAGAGGAGGAGGUCAGUCAAAAACAACGAAAAGUCGCCGUGAGAAAUCUCUCGUUGGCGGUGGAACCAGGAGAGGUAUUCGGUUUACUGGGUCACAAUGGCGCUGGUAAAACUACAACAAUGAAAAUUAUCAUAGCGGAGGAGGCGGCCACUCGGGGCAGGGUUCAGAUCGGCGGUAACAAUAUUCAUUCCCAUAUGACGGAGGCUUUCAGACAGAUGGGAUAUUGUCCGCAACACGAUGCUCAGUGGAAGAACAUCACUGUCCGGGAACAUUUAGAGUGUUACGCCGCUAUACGCGGUGUACCGUGGGGAGAUAUCGGCCGAAUCGUAGACCUGUAUCUGUCCGGUCUACAAAUUCACGAGCAUGCUGACAAGCAAACGCAGGAAUGCUCCGGUGGGACAAGAAGGAAACUCAGUUUCGCGAUGGCAAUGAUAGGUGGUCCAAAAGUCGUUUUAAUGGACGAGCCCAGUACAGGGAUGGAUCCUAGGUCGAAAAGAUUUUUAUGGGAUACGAUCCUCGCCAGCUUCCAGGGUGGCAGAGGGGCAAUUUUAACGACGCAUUCGAUGGAGGAAGCCGAUGCUUUGUGCUCAAGGGUGGGUAUAAUGGUGAAGGGAGAGAUGAGGUGUAUUGGAUCUACCCAACAUCUGAAGAAUCUUUACGGUGCUGGAUACACCCUUGAGAUGAAACUUCUGGGCGGUGAUUGUACACCCACGACACCUUCCGGCGACCGGAUUACGGGUCUGAAAGAGUUCGUUUCGAGCCUGUUCCCGGACGCCACCCUGGAGGAAAGUUUCGCCGACAGAUUAGUAUUCGGCGUUCCCCAACACGCAGUCAACUCGCUGGCCGAGUGCUUCACGCAGUUGGAGAAAGCGAAGCUCGAGCUGGACAUUGAAGAGUACAGCUUCAGCCAAACCACUCUGGAGCAAGUUUUUCUGAAAUUUUCGCACUACGACGAAUCGAAUUCGGGAGAAUCAUGACUCACAGGGAGUGUGUUUAUUCGAAUGUAUUACACAGUGAAAUACUCGUGGGACUGUUCAAGUGUAAACGAAUCGAGAAUAGUGAUAUCUGUUCGUUAAUGUUCCGUUGUGUAUACUGUCGGGAAUCGGUAAAGACAGAAUGAUCUCUGCGCUCGUAAGUAUCAAGAACGUUCUGAUAACAAAGAAGUUUCACGUUACCGUUCGGUGCAGACUUUGCAGUUACAUUAUUCCUGUUUUGAACCCGACGAUCCUGUAAGUCGUAAGUGAACAAAAGAAAAAAAAAAGAAUCGUACUAUGUUUACGAUAUACGUCGAUCGACCUAACACUGAGAGAAAGAGAGAGAGAGAGAGAGAGAGAGAGAGAGAGAGAGAGACACGAGUUAAAUGGUACAUCUUUUCUUUUACGUGCCGAUGUUCUACAUUGUUAUGUUCGUCAGAAUUAUACAGUGACUUCCUGAAGUGAUUAUGUCGUGGGAUAUGAAAUAAACAUACAUGUAAAGUUAACGACUUGUAAAUAACGGAGACUGUGAAUGAUAUCUCCUAACGUCAGCAGAAGUGAUAAAAUAAUACUAUUCAACACUGCAGAUUUUCGAAUUGUAUUGUAAUCUAGUCUAUUAUUCGAUUCCUAGGAAUAGGUCUCGCGAAUUAAUAUUGCUGUGGAAUUGGAACGUUUAUUAUCAUCGAUUAUAAAUACACGAAGCAUCCGUUGACAGGGAAAACAGAGAAUAAGAAUCUCCAGACCGGUAUUAAAUACUUUUUAAACGCAGUGAACUCUAAAUGGACUACCUAUGUAUGUGCAUUGGUGAACGUAAACAUGUACAGGACUCUUUGUCUAAGUAAACAUUUAUAAUUGCUCGAGAUUA
Molecule: messenger RNA, 6010 nt
Organism: Dufourea novaeangliae
Lineage: Eukaryota; Metazoa; Arthropoda; Insecta; Hymenoptera; Halictidae
Product: ATP-binding cassette sub-family A member 5-like
Exons: 23
Coding region: 1-5148 (1715 amino acids)
Biological process (GO): lipid transport; transmembrane transport
Cellular component (GO): intracellular membrane-bounded organelle; membrane
Molecular function (GO): lipid carrier activity; ABC-type transporter activity; ATP hydrolysis activity
Source: RefSeq, a predicted model, not a curated record